Molecule: messenger RNA, 1296 nt
Organism: Populus nigra (black poplar)
Lineage: Eukaryota; Viridiplantae; Streptophyta; Magnoliopsida; Malpighiales; Salicaceae
Exons: 5
Coding region: 188-1069 (293 amino acids)
Biological process (GO): transport
Molecular function (GO): transporter activity
Source: RefSeq, a predicted model, not a curated record
AUUCGCUUGGAACAGUGCUUUAUGGUUUAGUUUAACUCCAAUCAUUGUAUCUUCAAAAAUAUAUAGCGGGUUCUCUUACAGUAUCCCAGAGAAGCAGGAAAAGAAGACUAAAAAACUCAAUCAAGAAAAUCUCAGUCUCACUUCAUCUUCUUGGUCCUAUUUUUGCUUCUCAGUUAGCUGUUUAAUUAUGGAUUUCAGCAAUAUGGAUCGUGGACAGAUUACCCUAUUAGGGUGCGCGCUCUGUGUGCUGCUUACACUGCUCUUUACAGUGCAGCUCCUAUCUCAGCAUCUGUUUUACUGGAAAAAUCCAAAGGAACAGAGGGCCAUAAUAAUUAUUAUCCUAAUGGCUCCCAUAUAUGCUGUUGAUUCCUUUGUGGGUUUGUUGAAUUUCCAGGGGAGUGAAGCAUUCUUCACGUUUUUGGAUUCAGUUAAGGAAUGUUAUGAGGCCUUGGUAAUUGCCAAGUUCUUGUCAUUGUUGUAUAGUUACCUGAAAAUAUCCAUUAGCAAAAAUAUUGUGCCUGAUGAGGUCAAAGGAAGAGAAAUUCACCAUGCCUUCCCAAUGACACUUUUUGUGCCUCACACAGUGCGGCUAGACCACCAUAAUUUAGUAGUGCUCAAACACUGGACAUGGCAAUUUGUCAUCAUUCGCCCAACAUGUUCGAUCUUGAUGAUAACGCUGCAAAUGCUUGGCAUUUACCCCAAUUGGUUGAGUUGGACAUUCACCAUUAUCCUCAACAUUUCCGUUUCACUGGCUUUGUAUUCUCUGCUAGUGUUUUACCAUGUAUUUGCAAAAGAGUUGGCACCACACAAGCCUCUUGCAAAGUUCUUAUGCAUCAAAGGGGUUGUCUUCUUUUGCUUUUGGCAGGGAAUAGUGCUUGAGAUGCUUGUUUCGAUGGGCAUCAUUCGGCCUAAUCAUUUUUGGUUGGAUGUGGAGCACCUUGAAGAAGCUUAUCAGAAUGUCUUGGUAAUUUUGGAGAUGGUUGUCUUCUCUGUUCUCCAACGGUAUGCAUACCAUGUUGCACCUUAUAGUGGAGAAGUUGAUGCAAAGAUGCUUAAGAAAAGAGAAUGAUAUGACCGGAAUUCUAGACCAUGGAGGGGACGUGGCACUACACAUGCUAGGAAAUGCACUUCCAUAGGUCUGCUCUAUACUUUUAUGGAGUAUGAGGUGUCUACCUUUGUUAAUUCUAUUGUGCCCUUUUUUCACCCUUUUCUCUCAUGGCAAUGUUGCUGUGUUGUCUAUUAUGGACAAAUUUGCUCAUUAUCAGAAAUAAAGUUUUCUUCUGCCUACCACAUAAA